CUUUGGGAUCGAACCAGGGAAAAAAUGACUGCUCCAAUGGUGGGGAGGCUGAAGUUACGGCUCCCAGCAAGUUUCACUGUGCCAGCUGGGUCGGCGCAUGGCGGCCGCGCGGGGAACGAUGGGAGUUGAAGUCUCAGCUGGGCUGAGGAGUCAAUGGAUGUCCUUGGGGGAGUUGGGAGACUGGGGCGUUUGAGUGCCUCCACAGAAAGGACUGUUGGACCUCGCUGCCAUGUUCCCGGAGCCUCCAACCCCAGGGCCUCCAGCGUCCGACACGCCGCCGGACUCCAGCCGUAUCAGCCACAGCUCCGUGCCCCCCUGGGCCCUGGCCACCAUUGUGUUGGUCUCAGUCCUCCUCGUCUGCAGCUGCUGUUUCUGUGUCUACCGGAAGCGCUGUCGGAGGCGGAUGGGCAAGAAGAGCCAGGCCCAAGCCCAGCUCCACUUUCAGGAAGUGAAGGAGUUGGGCCAGAGUUACAUAGACAAGGUGCAGCCAGAAGUAGAGGAGCUAGAACCAGCACCAUCCGGGCUGGGGCAGCAGGUGGCAGAGAAGCAUGAGUUAGGCCGACUGCAGUACUCACUGGAUUACGACUUCCAGAGUGGCCAGCUGCUGGUGGGCAUCCUACAAGCUGAGGGAUUAGCAGCCUUGGACCUGGGUGGCUCCUCAGACCCCUACGUGAGGGUCUACCUGCUGCCAGACAAGAGGAGGCGGCAUGAAACCAAAGUGCAUCGGCAGACGCUGAACCCACACUUUGGGGAGACGUUUGCUUUCAAGGUCCCCUACGUGGAGCUGGGGGGCAGGGUGCUGGUCAUGUCAGUGUACGACUUCGACCGCUUCUCCCGCAACGAUGCCAUCGGGGAGGUGCGGGUCCCCAUGAGCUCCGUGGACCUAGGGCGGCCAGUGCAGGCCUGGCGAGAGCUGCAGGCGGCUCCGCGGGAGGAGCAAGAGAAACUAGGAGACAUCUGCUUCUCCCUCCGCUAUGUCCCUACUGCCGGGAAGCUCACUGUCAUCGUCCUCGAGGCCAAAAACCUAAAGAAGAUGGACGUAGGAGGACUGUCAGAUCCGUAUGUCAAGGUCCACCUGCUGCAGGGCGGCAAAAAGGUGCGGAAGAAGAAAACUACCAUCAAGAAGAACACUCUGAACCCCUAUUACAACGAGGCUUUCAGUUUUGAGGUACCCUGUGACCAAGUCCAGAAGGUCCAGGUGGAGCUGACCGUGCUGGACUAUGACAAGCUGGGCAAGAAUGAGGCCAUCGGAAGGGUGGCUGUAGGGGCGGCAGCAGGUGGGGCUGGCCUGCGGCACUGGGCAGACAUGCUGGCCAACCCGCGACGGCCUAUUGCCCAGUGGCACUCACUGUGGCCCCCUGACCGAGUGAGGCUGCUGCCUGUACCCUGAUCCUCACCCCAAGCUCCUGGCCAAGCCUGGAGUCUGGCUGCUGAUCCCAGACUCCUGAGACUGGCCAAAGCCAAGCCCAGUGCUACCUUUUGAAGCCUUUUCUGACCACUGGGUCCCCCAACUUCCCCGCCCCCAUCAUCUGAUCCACUCCUGCUUUCUCACCCCCUAUUAUACCAAUCAUGACAGCCUGCUAUCACCACCGCCCACUCGCACCCGGAAGCCCCAGGGACCCCUGGCAGGAGGAGGGGCAGCAGUCUGGUUCCCAGCCCGACUCCUGCCCUCUGACAAUUAAUGCUCCUGUUUACUAUCCCCCUUUCCCCCAAUCUGCUUUUCCCACCCAGCCUGAUCCUUGCCCUGCUUCUGGGGCCAAAUAAAUAUUCAUCAACUCUG
Messenger RNA from Nycticebus coucang (slow loris), 1780 nucleotides. It is a transcript of the gene SYT5, whose product is annotated as synaptotagmin 5. Gene Ontology annotation, molecular function: calcium-dependent phospholipid binding; calcium ion binding; clathrin binding. The record is from RefSeq and is a predicted model, not a curated record. Gene Ontology annotation, biological process: synaptic vesicle endocytosis; cellular response to calcium ion; calcium ion-regulated exocytosis of neurotransmitter. Gene Ontology annotation, cellular component: axon; dense core granule; synaptic vesicle membrane. The transcript has 8 exons. The coding region runs from base 230 to 1390 and encodes 386 amino acids. Lineage: Eukaryota; Metazoa; Chordata; Mammalia; Primates; Lorisidae.